GCGCGCACAAAGAAAACUACACAAAAAACAUGAUCGGAUGAUCGAGGGGCUGGCAGAUGGACUGAGAAGCCGACACAACUCAUUUUCAGAAGUAUAAUGAUCGCUUCUAAAACAUUACACUCUUAAGAAAACGGUAACCGAGCACUUAGUGUGGCUGACUSAUAAUUUCUUUGAUCUACAUAAACAUGAAACCACCGAUAGUUUUCAGUCCUAUCGUGAACCGCGCUCGCAAGUUCUURAAAAUUGGGAAUCGGGAUGAGAAUAGCYCUGGGCGACAGACUUAUAAAGGUAUAAGCUUCGCAAACGACGUYUACCAGCAGACUUGCAAGCCAAUAGAGACUAUAGACAACGGCUCAAGAAGGAGCUCGAUUAGUUCAUGGUACAGGAACUCAGCGUCUAACGUCCCGGUAGACGAACAAAGUCUAAGUCCACGUUCUUCUGUUAGAGUGUAUGAUUCUCURUGGGGCAGGAAAUCUGAACGUAAAAUAUCGGCUGCGAAAUGUAAUGAUUACGAAGAGGUUGAUGAAUUCAGCGAGCCGCCUAAAAUGGAUGAAGGAAUUUUUACAUUCGAGUUAAUUAAACCCCCCAAUGGCUACCUGGGAYUGGUUCUAGUUGGAGGCACAGACACCCCRCUCCAAAAGCACUACAUUAAAGAUAUUUUACCCAAUUCCACCGCGUCCAAAGAUGGUAGCUUACGGAUUGGGGACGAGAUAAUCGAAGUGAAUGGUCACUCUCUCCGUGGACGGACACACAGCUUAGCUCUAGCUGUCAUCCAYUCKUUACCUCCUCUUAUCAAAAUCGUCAUCGAGAGAUCAAAAGACGCAAAYCGRUCAAUUCUUUCAUCGUGYUUGUAUCAAGAGGAUUUUGAGAAAGUUAAGGCAGGCGCAGAUCCGAACAUCACUUCACCUAAAGCGCGCACGCGCAAACGAAGUGUCCUCCAAGCUGCCAACGAUACAAGCAUCAUYAAUAAAUCYGUGAACAGCGUCAUUAACAUCCAAAGAACUGGUUCUAGUGCWAGUAYAAAACCUGCUAAACUGGUCAGACGGGAAUCACGAUGUACGUCAUUCAUAGGUGAUGAUGACAGCGAAGAUGAUGAUGAAGGCAUUACGUUUGAGUGYGAGGAGACAAAAAGUGUUAAGGAGGGAGGAGUCCCUGAGGAGAGUAGCGACUAUGACGAUAGGCUGAGCAUGUUGAGCAAUACAUCAGCGUGGUGUGCGAGACAGUUGAUGAACAGCAAGGCAGAAGACCAGACAUCGAAUCAUCAAGAUGCAGACAGCAUGACCGACUCAACCUCCGUAUUUUCUAUGAGUACGUUAUCAGAUAGCCUACCUCCCCCUUACACUGAACAAGAACCUCCUCAAGAACAAUCCUCCUUUACKCGUUAYGGSUCACUUAGGAGGUCGUCACGAAGGGUGGUAACAGAGUCCAUAAUCGAGGUGGGUUCGGAUGAAGAGGGAGAAAAGGUACAWGAGGAACCAGCAAUGUUUUUACGUCGAGGGUCCUUAAGAGCUCGAGGGAGCUUCAGUCUCAGGGGAACUGCUGGUUGCGAAGAAAGUGAAGACGAAAGAACAACAUGGCCGACCACCGCACGCAGACAAAGGACCUCAUUGAACUGGGACACUUUUGUACCACCUCCAAACAAGCCCCUCAGAAGAAGUAACUCUGCUUGUGUAAGGAGGCCCUCGUCGAUGUACGCUGCAGAUAAUGUCCCUACGUCCACUACACAAUCAACAAUCGCCGAGGAACCGAAUAACUCAAAUCCACGUAAAUUACAAMGGACAAAUAGCGGGAGGUUCAUUGACAAAAGAACAAUGACAACUAAAGUCUACCGGGUACCAAAUACCGGGCAAUGGCCCUUAACGAUUGCCGGAGGAUCGUAUUCCCCGUACGGGGAUUUACCAAUACACGUCUUACACAUACAGGACUCUUUGUUUGCCGGGUUGUUGAAAGAUGGCGACGAAAUAAUUUCAUUCGGAGGAGAAAACUUUAGCAAUGUUACGUUUUUGGAAGCGGACAGGAAAAUGAAAAACAUUGAAGGCAAUUGCGUUACGGUGAUAGCCAAACGUAAAUUUCUACAACGUAAGAAAACRCAAAUUUGYACGACUUACGCAGACGCAUGGAAUGAACAGGCUCGUUCAGCAAGACGGCUGAAAACGAGACCYGAAUCUUUGUAUUGUUAAUGACAAUAGUUUARUUUACAUACUACACUGACAAGCCUGUUUCACAGGAAUAACGCAAGCACAAGCAUAAACAGAGACGUAGUAAACAWAAAAAGCAAACUCAAAAACAAACUCGGAUAACUAGAACCAUAAUCACAAUCACAAGAAAAUGAUUCCUUACGUACUGUUAACGUUUGCGCUUGCGUUUCUUGGCACAUUUAUCAAGCAUGCGCAAAUAUUCUUUGGCUUCGUUUUUCUUUUUCGGUCGUCACUCCAGAUCCUUUAUCUGUGUACUGAUACUCGACGUUUAGCCCGCUUUGCACUGUGGUAGGAAGGUAUUUAUCGCAUGGUAGCACGAUGCGUGUAUCCGUGACAAAAUACGCAGUAUAUGCACAUAUGAGAUCUGCAAACAAAUUUCUUUAUUUUCUAGUAUUGUUUUAUUAUCUAUUUGACAUACGUAGACUUAGGACAAAGGGCUUUUAUCAUGCAAACAGCCAAGCAAAGCCAAAGUGAAUGAGUAACUAGCACACAACCCGAUCAAAUAAAACAACCGUAGUAUUUUAAAUUUUCACAUUCUUUAGCUACAAUAGAAUCAAAAAUAUGGGAUCUGUUGCUAUUUCUCAUUUGCGUUUCAGUAAAUGUAACUUUUCUGAGACGUUGA
Molecule: messenger RNA, 2820 nt
Organism: Exaiptasia diaphana
Lineage: Eukaryota; Metazoa; Cnidaria; Anthozoa; Actiniaria; Aiptasiidae
Exons: 3
Coding region: 186-2180 (664 amino acids)
Molecular function (GO): protein binding
Source: RefSeq, a predicted model, not a curated record